This is a messenger RNA of Symbiodinium necroappetens, 3393 nucleotides long. The record is from the annotation of a GenBank genome assembly. NCBI's taxonomy places the organism in Eukaryota, Dinophyceae, Suessiales, Symbiodiniaceae.
AUGACCGGAAUGGAGCGGUCUUCGAUUGAGCAUACGAUACACAGCUUACAGAAGGACAUCGAUUCGAAAGCUACCACCAUCAAGCACCUUCAGUCUGCCCUUGAUGCAAAGUCCCAGACGAUCAACAUUUUGUCAAAGGCCAAUAAGAACCAAAACAAAGAUGGAGGAGGGUCGCUUGAGACGUACAUUGAAGAGGUCGCCGAGGAAAUGUGCAAGAGCAAGCUUGCGGCAAAGGACAACGAGGUGAACCGCUUGAUGGAGCUGCUCCAUGACCUGGAGGAGCGCCAAAGCACGCAAAGUGGUUCGCAGCCCAGUAAGGCCGAGGCUCAGCGAUUGGAAGAAGAGCUGGAAGAGCUGCGCCGCAGUAAUGCAGCAGCCUUGGCCCCACUUCGGGAGCAAAACGAGGCGCUGACGGAGCAAGUCCACGCUUUGAAGGAACAGGCACAGCAGAGCGCCAGCCAGCUGAGCCAGUUCCGAGAGUACCAGUCCAAAGCCUUCGAGCUCAAAUCCGCCAAUGACGCUCUCAACGAACAGUUGGAUGCCGUCAACGAGGAGAUCCAGCAAAUGCAGGCCGAACACAAAGAAGAGCUCGACCAGCUUCAAAAGGAACUCUCGACUCUGCAAAGCGACAGACAGGCACACCACCAGGCAGUGGCGGCUCAGAUUGACUCCAAAGUAAAAGCAAUACGACUUUCUUUAGAGAGUGAAAAGCAAAGUUUGGAGCAGGAGCUUGAGGAUGCGAGGGAGAAUGCACGUGUCCAGCUUCAAGCUGUGUCAUCCGAGCGAGACCACUUGCAACUGCGAUUGCACGCGCAGGAGGUCGAAGUUCAGGCCUUGAGGGACGCAGUGGGCUCGGUUCCCGAGUGUGAGAAGCAGUCCGAGGAACAGGCUGAGUCCCAGCCACGAAGAGUCGUGCAAGCUCAGCAAGUCGAAAGAGCCAAAGCCUUGCGAGAGCAGAGCCAGUUUGCUUUCGAUGAGAUGACCAGGCAUCUGGCGGAGAUUCGAGAAGCAGGAGAGACUGAGCGCAAGCGCUUGCAAGCAGAUCUCGACCAGCAGCUGAAGCAACGUGCCGCAGCUUUGCUGGAGGUGCAGAAUGAGAGGGAUAGCCUGCAGACACAGGCCGAAGCGCUCGAGCAAGCCAACAAGGCAGUGUCUUUGCAGCGGGACGAGAUUGCCAGACAGCUGCGCGAGAAGGAACGAAUCAAUCAGGAGCUUGCCGACGAGCUGGAGGAGCAACGGGAGCAAUUCAGGACAACUCAACAAAGAUACGGCGUCUUGUCGCUCGUCCACAGCCUGCAGCGCAGCACCGUGUUGCCUGCCUUCUCACUUCUGCGGAGAGCGCUCCCGCCUGGGGGGUUGGGGGUCCCAGGACCGGGCCGCGACCCGGCCGGGCGCCCGGUGGAGGAGGCCUCUUACAGCGACGCGGAGUCGGAUGAUUCCUACGGUUUGGAUGAUCGCGGCCAGCAGGAGUUCGCGCAACUGAUGAAGGACAAUACAUUUGAAUCUCUCUUCGUUGGAGCGGACAGGGUCAGCGAAGAUGCUACCGCUGUCACUGGUGAGUUGCAAGAGCACAUGACCAACAUCGUGACUUCCCUAGAACUCUUUCCGCAGAUGCAUACCGGUCUCAUGCAGGAGCUAGACAAGAGGGGUUUUGGAAGAGAGCUGCGGAAGUUUCUGCUUCUCAUGCAGAGGGCCGUGGGACGCUCGGUCCGCAUGGCCAGCACGAUGGCUGAGCUUACUGAUAAGCAUGCGAAUGUAAAUGUGCGACUGAAGAACUUGCUUGGCAGCAAGAAGCUGGAGUGGCAUAUGAAAAGCUUGCGCAUGUCCGGGCAACAUGAAGUGCUUCUGCGCUUCCAGAGGAACCAAACAAAAGCUCUAAAGGCCGACUUGGACGAUGUGCUCGAGCAGCUCGGGGAUCAAUGUGAGCAGAAUCGCAAGGUGAAGCAAGAGCUCGAAGAUGCCCGUCUACAGCUGGAAGCCUCGAAAGGAACCCAGGAGAAGGCCUCGCAAGAGCCCGCAGCCGAAGAGCCCAGCACGACGGAGGACGCAGCCACAGCCGAAGAGCCUAAAGCUAGGGCCAAAGGAAAGGGGAAGAAAGGUCCGCCAGGCCCGCCUCCUGCAAAGGCCUCGCCAGAAACCGCCGAAGAGCCCAGCGUGACAGAGGAGGCAGCUGAGCAGCAGGCGAGUGCAGUGCCGAGCAAGGGCAAGGGCAAGAAAGGUCCACCGAUGCCUGGAAAAGGAGGACCCGGACCCGCACCAGGGCCAAGCUGCGAGGAGAACUCCCAGAGUGCGGAGGGCGUCGAAGGUGCAGCCCCCAAGAAGGGAAAGCCUGCUCCGCCGAAGGGAGGCCCCCAAGGAAAGGCUGCCGGCAAGGGCAAGACUGCGUUGCCCGAUGUUGAUCCUGGUCCGGAGCCUCCCAAGCACCUCGUUGGUAAGAAGUUUCAUUGGACGAACGUCGUGGGCACUCGCUUUGCUGGUUCCAUGUUUCAGCAGAUUGUGGAGAGCCUCAACUCGAACAAGACGGAACAUGUUGAAGCAGAGCCCGAUGAUCAGGCAGAUACGAAGCAGGAGCCGGAGAGAAAGCCAAAGAUGCACACUCUGCUCGAGAAGCUGACCGGCACCUUUUUCAAGAGUAAGGAGGAGCCGCCAGAUGCCGCGUGGAAGGAUCAAAAAGAGGCCAGGAAGAAGACCGUGGCACAGUGCUUGCCUCCCAAGAAGAGCCAAGCUGUGGAGAUUUUCCUGAAUGGCUGCGGGGUAAAUAUCGACCACGUGCGGAGAUGUGUUUUGGAUCUCGACGCUGAGAACUUAUCAAAGGUGAUCGAGCUGUACCCCAAGGGCGAUGAGCUCCAAGAGCUGAUGGAUUUCAAGAAGGACAAUGAUCCCACUGUGCUGCCUUGGGCCCGCGCCGAGGAGUUUCUGAUCCAGCUCAUGAACAUCUCUGACUUCAAGGUGAGAGCCGAGUGCUGCCUGACACGGGGUAUGUUCUCCUCUGAGUGCGACGAGGUGGAACGGGAUCUUACGACACUGCAUGCAGCUCUGACGGAUACGUGCAAAUGCGAGAAUCUGCGCAAGAUAUUCACCGUGAUCAUGCAAAUUGGCAACUACCUGAACCACGGUACAAACAAAGGUGCCCAGCGAGGGUUCACUUUGGACACACUACCUCUGCUCAGCCGAGUGGAAGGGUUUGAGGGCAAGGCAUAUUCACUUCUCCGAUUCAUUAUGGACGAAGUCGAUGUCGAUGUCAAGGCGGGAGCGAUGCUGGAGCUGAAGUUCUGUGAAGAAGCUUCAAAGUUGGACUUUGACGAAUCUGUGCGACGCCUCUCCGAAAUGCAGAAGCAGCUCGCCAUCCUGGAAGAAGCUCUUGGACCUCCAGGCGACCUGGAUGGAUCUUAG